Messenger RNA from Panicum virgatum (switchgrass), 1724 nucleotides. Its product is annotated as interactor of constitutive active ROPs 4-like. The transcript has 3 exons. The coding region runs from base 249 to 1412 and encodes 387 amino acids. NCBI's taxonomy places the organism in Eukaryota, Viridiplantae, Streptophyta, Magnoliopsida, Poales, Poaceae. The record is from RefSeq and is a predicted model, not a curated record.
UCCCCCGCCCGUUUCCACGAGAAGAAAGGGCUCGCUCAAAGCCUCUUCUGUUCUCUUCUGUCUGCGCCCGCCGCUCACCUCCGCCUUUCCAAGACCGCAACGUCCUUCUCCUCCUCGCCCCUGCUCUCAUCCUAGGACGCCACGCCGCCCGAACCGCCUGCCUGCCUGCCUGCGCGCACGCCGGGAGGGGACGCGAGGUUCGUUCGACCACGACCGCCGCCGCCGCCGCCGCCACGCGGAGGAGGACCAUGCCGAGAUCCAGGGGCUCCGAGCCGCCGCAGCGGGCGUCGCCGCGCGCGCCGCUGCACCUCAAGACGACGGCCUGCUCCGAGGCGAACGGCGCGCACCACCGCCCCGCCGCCGACCGGCCCAGCCCCAAGGUCGGAGACCGCCACUCGCCGCGCAGCCCUCUGCCCGAGAAGAAGCGCGCGGCGGGGACGCGGGUGGCGGAGCUGGAGGCCAAGCUCGGGAAGGUGCAGGCCGAGCUCAAGAAGCUGCAGGAGCAGCUCGCGUCCGCCGAGGCCGCCAAGAAGGACGCGCAGGUCGCGCUCGAGGAGGCCAAGAAGCGCGUCGGCGCCAAAGGGGGGAGCCCCGCCUCCGCGGCGACCUCUCCUCUCCCUGCCCCCUCGGCGGGGGCUGAGAGCGCGAAGGAGACGGAGGAGCUGAAGGCGCCUCCACCGGCGGCCGAGGAGGAGGAGGACAGCAGCAUAAACUCGCCGGCGACCGACGUGUUUGAGGUCGUCCCGGCCGAGUCGGGGGACAAGGAGAACCAGAGCGCGGCAGCCGCCGCGGAUGACUGCGAGGCGGUGAGCUGCGGGGAGAAGGCGGCGCUGCCGGAGAAGGAGGACGUGGUGGAGGAGACCAAGAAGAUGAUCGAGGAGGAAACCAAAAAUGCAGCUGCGGAAACCGACGCCGCGGAGGAGACCAAGAAGAUGAUCGAGGAGGAGCUGAAGGCCAAGCUGGCGGAGAAGGACACGGAGAUCGCCGCCCUCACGGCUGAGAACGCGGAGCUCAAGAAGCAGACCCGGGAGGCCGCCGAGGCGGCGAAGAAGGCCGAGGAGGACGCGGCGGCGAAUGCGUCCCGGGCCGAGCACGACCUGAAGGAGGGCGCGGCGCGGGAGGCCCGGAUGGGCGAGCAGCUGCGGGCGUCGGAGGCCGCGCGGGAGGCGCUGGACGGCGAGAUGCGGCGCCUGCGCGUGCAGACCGAGCAAUGGCGCAAGGCCGCCGAGGCCGCGGCCGCGGUGCUCGGCGGGGACAACCACCUCACCGGGCUGGCCGGCAACGGCAACGGGUGGGGCUCCCCCGCCACGAUGCCCGACGACGGCGACGACGAGGGGUUCGGCGGCAAGCGCAAGGGCGCCGGCAUCCGGAUGCUCGGCGACCUGUGGAAGAAGAAGGGCUACAGCAAGUGAUGGAAACAUGGGAUCGGUAUCACGAACAAAUUCAGCAAUGGUGAGCUCGCUCGGCCCGCCAGCUUGAACUCCAUGCCUUCCUCGCACUAGAUUAGCGCCAUCAUUUUACCGCGUUUUGGUUCGGAUUCGGAUUAUGUUUGUAUGAUGAUGAGAUGAUGCUCCAUCGUGAGAUUGAACUAUGUCUGUAACGACCGACGCUGCACUUGCUGCUGCUACCUCACUGUAAGGAGCAACCAAGAUGGUUUGGUGUGUUUCCUGCAUUGCUGUGCUGUUGAUGAUAGAGCAGUAAUCUUUCUUUUUUGAGAUUUUUCA